AGCACAUUUAGCUUUAGUAUUCAAAUUCCAAAGUAGUUCAAGUAUUUCACUCCAAUUGAUCAAAAGUCAUCUAGUAAAUCGAUACAAAAACAGACUUCAUCCAAGCGGGGCUCCAUCGAAAUUCCAAAUUGUUGCAAUCCUUGGACUCGGGAUUUCGCAGACUAAGGCAGACCAGCACAACAAGGGAACACUGCAACAGUUGAUAAGAAUAUAUCAUAUGUCAUCCUAUCAGCAGCACACAUCUUCCAUAACCACAUCCACGCCCAUCAAUUAUCUGUCCAAGGAUGCCGCCGUUGGCUACUGCAUGGACUAUAUGGUCAGAAGGAAUCGUAUCUUGGCUGCCAAGCAACAACAACAACAACAGCAGCAGCAGGCAGAGCAGGCGACUAGCGAUGCAUCGUCGGAGAGCAGCAGCUGCUUCGAGCUGCUGCCCGUCAAUCUGGACGACGUAAUCGCACGGCUGACCGAGUCGGGAUCGAGUUUGGCGGGCAGCGGACAUGUGUCGCUGGAGGAGCACGAGAUCAGCGAGAUUUGUGCCCAGGCGCGCGAGGUGCUGCUCAAGGAGCCGAUGCUGCUCAAGCUGCGCGCCCCCAUCAAUAUCCUGGGCGACAUACACGGCCAGUUCCACAAUCUGCUCAAGUACUUCAAGAUGACGGGCUAUCCGCCGGACACGAGCUAUCUGUUCCUCGGCGACUAUGUGGACCGGGGCAAGCAGUCCGUGGAGACGCUGACUCUGCUGCUGGCAUUGAAGAUCCGCUAUCCGGACAGCAUCUACCUGCUGCGCGGCAACCACGAAAGCGCCAGCCUGAACCGCAUCUACGGCUUCUACGACGAGUGCAAGCGACGCUACAACAGCAAGCUGUGGCGCUGCUUCGUCGACUGCUACAGCUGCAUGCCGGUCGCGGCGAUCGUCGAGGACAACAUCUUUUGCUGUCACGGCGGACUGAGCCCGAGCCUGGCCAGCAUGGAUCAGAUACGCUUGAUCCAGCGACCGUGCGAGAUACCCGAACAGGGGCUACUCUGCGAUCUGGUGUGGUCCGAUCCGGAUGCCCGCACCAUUGGCUGGGGCCUCAACAAUCGGGGCGUCAGCUACACCUUUGGCCCCGACAUAGUUAGCUCGUUUCUGGAGCGGCACGGCUUCAGCCUAAUCUGUCGCGCCCAUCAGGUGGUCGAGGAUGGCUACGAGUUCUUCGCCAACCGCCAGCUCCUCACCAUCUUCUCGGCGCCCAACUAUUGCGGCGAAUUCGACAAUGCCGGCACCAUGAUGUGCGUCGAUCAGAAUCUACUGUGCACCUUCCGCAUGCAGAAGCCGAUGUCCAGUAGCAAACGUUAUUCCCAUACGGCGCAUAGUAAUUUCUUCAAGCCCCUCCAUUCAACGUAAUACGCAUAUUACGUAUAUACAUUGAAUAUCGUUAUGUCAACUGUAUUUCAGACA
Molecule: messenger RNA, 1435 nt
Organism: Drosophila navojoa
Lineage: Eukaryota; Metazoa; Arthropoda; Insecta; Diptera; Drosophilidae
Gene: PpN58A
Product: Protein phosphatase N at 58A
Cellular component (GO): cytoplasm; nucleus
Molecular function (GO): protein serine/threonine phosphatase activity
Source: RefSeq, a predicted model, not a curated record